AUGCAACAAGAUAGCACAGAUGCACUGAAGGAAAAGUUGUGCAAAGCACAACAACAAAGAGAUGAAGCAUUGGAAGAACUUUCAGACUUGAAGGUUAAACAUCAAAAGCUUGUUAGCUUCAUUGAAGAAAAAGCCAAGAAAAUUUAUGAAGCUGAUCUGAGAAAUGUGAAAAAUGAUAAGGAUGUUGUUGAUUUAUUUGUUGAAACCUUGCAAGAAAUCAUUUCAUUAAACAAAGAAUUACAAAGUGAGGAUGAGUGUGAUGAUGAUGAGAAGGAGGAGGAGCAAGGUGAGAAAGGUGAGACAAGUGGAAAAGCUGGUGAUGUGGAUGACAGUGAUGAUGAUGAUGAGGAAGGUCAGGAAGGCAAUAGAAGUGGAAAAGCUGAUGAUGUGGAUGACAGUAAUAAGGAUCAGGAGGAGGAGGGUGAUGAGGAUGAGGAGGAUGGUGGUGGCAAAGGUGGUGGAAAAGGUGGCGAUGAUUAG
Molecule: messenger RNA, 480 nt
Organism: Papaver somniferum (opium poppy)
Lineage: Eukaryota; Viridiplantae; Streptophyta; Magnoliopsida; Ranunculales; Papaveraceae
Product: glutamic acid-rich protein-like
Exons: 1
Coding region: 1-480 (159 amino acids)
Source: RefSeq, a predicted model, not a curated record